AUGUUCCAUGACCUUCUCUUGUAUUUCGCCCAUACCUACAGCGAGGUCUAUGGCAUCACAGAAGGACCACCGCUGCAUGAUCCAAUCGCUGUAGCUGUACUUCUGGAACCUUUAAUGAGCCCGCUUAUGAGAUUCGCCGACAACGGAGGCGAGAGGUGGCACGUCAGAGUCGUAACUGAUGGAUUGCAUAGCCGGCACGACGAGGAGCGAGGGCAGGUGGGCAGAACGGUGGUCACUAAAUCUGACCAUGGUGGUGUGCGCAUACCCCGGAGUAUGCAAGUUGAAAGCUUCUGGAGGCAGAUAGGCCGCUGCCUCGAAGAAGCAGAGAGAGAUCUUGGAUUCGUAGCUUCUCUCCGUCAUCCAUAG
Molecule: messenger RNA, 366 nt
Organism: Letharia columbiana
Lineage: Eukaryota; Fungi; Ascomycota; Lecanoromycetes; Lecanorales; Parmeliaceae
Exons: 1
Coding region: 1-366 (121 amino acids)
Molecular function (GO): hydrolase activity, hydrolyzing N-glycosyl compounds
Source: RefSeq, a predicted model, not a curated record